Arctia plantaginis is the source of this 921-nucleotide messenger RNA. The record is from the annotation of a GenBank genome assembly. NCBI's taxonomy places the organism in Eukaryota, Metazoa, Arthropoda, Insecta, Lepidoptera, Erebidae.
AUGACACCUACUCUUACUAUUACUACUCGUACGUCUAAAACUUCUACGUCCAUGCCUAUAACAACUACUACUACUACUACGACGCCUGAAACUUCUAUAACUAUGCCUAAAACUACUACUACUACUACUGCCACAUCCAAAACUACUACUAAUACUAUGCCUAAAACUAUUACAACUACAAGUUUCGUAACAAGUAUAAUGACAACUAUUACUACUACUACUACCAUUCCUAAAACUACUACUACUGUCAUUCCUAAAACUACUAAUGCUAGUACACUUGAGAGUACAACACCUUUCCAUGAAAAAACACCCUUUACUACUUAUACUACUACGAAUCUUACCAUAACUACCCCGGUUAUGACCACUUUAGAGGAAAAACCAAGUAAUACUGAAAAAAUUACAACUGCAUGUGAAUAUAACUGUGAUAGACCUAUUACUUGGUUAACAACUGCUUCAAUUUUAAAUACUCUACCUGCUUCACAUAAUGAGAAAAACAGUGAUAGUGAAGAAAAUAUUGAGUCCACACGUACUUCGAUUGGUAUUACACGACCUAGUACAACAGCAAACAUUAUCCCUGAAACAAAUACUGAUGUUGAAAUACUACUGACAACUCAUAACAAAGAUCCUACUACUUCAAAUGGUCCUAUAAAUACACCCACUACUCGUGCCUUAGUAACCGAUACCUUUAAUGCUUUAACAUUUUCUUCUAUAAACACUGUUAAAGAAACUGAAUCAGACUUUGACAACAUAAUACACCCUUCAACAGAUAGUGAAUCCGUUAUAAAGCCAAAACCAGCAAAUAUUAUUAAGUUAACUUAUGUAUUUGAAAAAACAUUAUGUAACAAUUGUCGGAGACCUAGAACAUGGAUUACUAGACAGAAAAAGACAACACGAUUAAAGUAUCAUGGUUACCGGUAUUAA